AUGUUCGCGAGCGUGCGCGCGCGGGCGAGAGCGUGCGGCGUGGACACGGUGCGAGUGCUGUGCGUCGGGCCGAACGUGCGCGUGGGCGAGGCGUACGAGCUGGGGAGGGAGUACGACGCGGGCGAGAGGACGCGGGACGAGGCGGCGCUGCGGGUGGAGUUUCGAGCGGGAUUGUAUCACGAGGAAACGGUCGAGAGAACGGCGGACGUGGCGUUCGCGUUUAACGCGGGAGUGUGGGGGUACGAUCCGAGCGAUUGGCAUCCGACGAUCGAACGAGUGGUGGUGCGAGAGCGAACGCCGCUCGUGCUGACGUCGUAUAGCUUGCGAGAGGCGGAGAGCGACGAGGACGCGAUGCGGGCGAGCCUGAGUGGGUUCGAGAACGUGAUGUGGGAGUGGGAGGCGGAGAAAAACGCGUCGUGCUCGAGCGAGGUGCGAGAGUUGGGAUUUGAUCGAACCGAGUACAUGAAGAAGGACGCGAGCGGCGAGUCGUCGCAGGACGUAUUGCGAGAAAAUUUCGCGUGGCAAUGCGUCGCCGUGAAUUGA
Messenger RNA from Ostreococcus lucimarinus CCE9901, 543 nucleotides. RefSeq lists its product with no specific name. Bases 1 to 543 code for a protein of 180 amino acids. The record is from RefSeq and is a predicted model, not a curated record. NCBI's taxonomy places the organism in Eukaryota, Viridiplantae, Chlorophyta, Mamiellophyceae, Mamiellales, Bathycoccaceae. The transcript has a single exon.